GCAAACUGGAACAACACCACACCGCUAGAGGGCGCUGGACAAGAAUCCUUCUUUACCAACCGGCAACCUCACAACUCUCCUUCCUGUUUGACAGCCAUUGAAGAAGACAUGGCUAUCCGCUACCCAAUGGCUGUGGGCCUCAGCAAAGGCCACCCAGUCACCAAGAAUGUUUAUGCUCCUAGGCACAGUCGCAGACGAGGCCGCUUGACCAAGCACAGCAAGUUUGUUCGCGAUAUGAUCCGUGAGGUGUGUGGUUUUGCACCUUAUGAGAGACGUGCCAUGGAGCUGCUCAAGGUGUCCAAGGAUAAGAGGGCUCUGAAGUUCAUCAAGAAGAGGAUUGGUACUCAUAUCCGGGCCAAGAGAAAGAGAGAGGAGCUGAGCAACGUUCUGGCUGCAAUGAGAAAGGCAGCUACCAAGAAAGAAUAAACUGUCAAUAAAUCUUUUUAAGAUGA
Messenger RNA from Gadus morhua (Atlantic cod), 452 nucleotides. It is a transcript of the gene rpl36, whose product is annotated as ribosomal protein L36. Gene Ontology annotation, molecular function: structural constituent of ribosome. The transcript has 4 exons. Gene Ontology annotation, biological process: translation. Gene Ontology annotation, cellular component: ribosome. The record is from RefSeq and is a predicted model, not a curated record. NCBI's taxonomy places the organism in Eukaryota, Metazoa, Chordata, Actinopteri, Gadiformes, Gadidae. Bases 109 to 426 code for a protein of 105 amino acids.